Molecule: messenger RNA, 306 nt
Organism: Aspergillus niger
Lineage: Eukaryota; Fungi; Ascomycota; Eurotiomycetes; Eurotiales; Aspergillaceae
Exons: 4
Coding region: 1-306 (101 amino acids)
Source: RefSeq, a predicted model, not a curated record
AUGAUGGACUCGAGAGAUCUGGUGGUGUACCGAAUAGGGACUAGUCCGGCGCAUGAUAUAAACACUACCUCACAGAUGCUUGAUGCAAAUGGUAUUGAAGACUCAACCUUUCAAGCAGUCACUAAAGGUCCUGUACUAUUUCAGAGGAUACUUGUUCAGAGACCCGUAAAGGGUGCCAUGGACAUUGUCGGGAGACCUAUGUGGGUUGUCAACUUUAUCGUACCGAUAUUUAGAGGGUCAAAAAAGCCUAGCGUUGAUCAAAGAUCUGACUUCAUUGGCCUCAUGGCUACAUCAGUAGAGCAGUAG